AUGUUUAUACCAUUCGGAUUUUUGAUCAUAUUCAUCUACAAAUAUUUCUAAAUUAUCAAAAUCCAUGUCUUAUUGGAUUUAUUCGGCUUCGUAAAUUUCAUUUUCAUCAAAAUAUAAAGAAAUCAUGAAGAAGUUGAAAAAACCAAGACUUUAUCAGAACUUAAUCGUUAAGAGUACAUAAAACUCUUAUGUUUACAUUUUGCUGGAAAUCUACCUAAUCCAAAUAUAUUAAAUGGUAUAGGAUUAUCUAACACAAUGUUAAAUAUAACCGGUGUAGUUUUUUUGCUUGGCUUAAAUUAAGGUUUUGGUUCAUUAUCAGCUCGUGCUUUUAGUGCUGGGAAAUAUGAUUUAAUGUAUAAUUAUUUAUCUAAGAAAAAGAAUAUUAAUAACACUUCAUUAGGAUUCUGA
This is a messenger RNA of Ichthyophthirius multifiliis, 408 nucleotides long. RefSeq lists its product as hypothetical. The record is from RefSeq and is a predicted model, not a curated record. The transcript is spliced from 4 exons. NCBI's taxonomy places the organism in Eukaryota, Ciliophora, Oligohymenophorea, Hymenostomatida.